UGGCGAUGGAAUUGCAGUGUCGCGCACGUGCGUGGCAGAGCGCGGGAAAUGCCUCUUGCUUUCUUCCAACAUCAUCAAAGGAGUUUAUGUGAAGUAAGCGAGUAUAAUUAGGUGGAAAACGAUGAAAAUUAACGCAAACGUUGAGUGAAACCGUGUAUUUGAUUUUUGUUAUUUUUAAAACGUGUGUUAAUUUUCGCAAGUGACCUAGGUUUUCCACAGUUUUGUUGUCAAGGUCGUAUGCACUGAGAGGCCAAAGACCGGAAAGCUCGUCUUCCCAACCUUAAACUUGUUUUUGUGUGCUCCUCGUUGGCUCACUCAUUGCUCUCCUGCGAGCCCCGUCGAAAGGUUGUGUCUGAAUAUCGUUCUCUCUCCUUUUCCACCACGCUCUUCCCCUUUAAUUAAGGGGCAUCUUGGCAUGAACAACGAUCAUUAUAACCGUUACCUUUCAUCGCUUCAUCAUCAUGGAAGCGAGUUAUCUUUUCCCCAAUUCAUCCCUGAGAUUGGGUUUGAGCAUGAAGAAUUGGCUUUCAAUUCGUACUAUAAUUCAGUGCACAGUGCGACGAACAAUAACAAUCCUAGCUUUUACAGAGCUCACGACAACGGUAAUAGCAACAACAAUAAUGAAGAAUACUCAUUUGUUAAUGGCGGCAGUGGAGUCUACAGCGCGCCCGGCCUCUUUGCUAAUCGCAACGUGCUCCCCAACUGCGAUGCAUCUUCGGAUUUGGUUGAAACUACUUUGCCUGCUGCUUCUGCCUGGCCACACUUUCCAGAAAUCAAUUAUUCUCACUAUUCACAUUUUCCGAACGUUAACUUCUGGUCUCAGUUAUACUUUCAGCAGAACAAUAACCAUUCAGAGCCCAACGUGCACGAUUACAGGAACGUACCGCCACCUUCCGACCCGACUCUCAACGAUAGCAACGGGUCUACGUACGAGUUAGAUAUUGAGCGUUCUUCGGUAAAUUCUCCAACUGCAAACCAGCAUCCAACUGCGCCCCAUCCUUCUGCAUAUCCAAACGAGUUGUAUGUUGUACCUCAAAAUCAUCAGCGCUCGUUUGUCCCUGUGCCAAACGAGAAUCAACAACACCAGCUUCCGAUUAGACCCAUUCCCCAGCAGGCCAGCAGAGUGAACCCUGUUCUCAACCCUACUCAUAAUCUAACGCACACGUGUCCAGCAUGCGAUCGUUGUUGCAUUUCAGCUGGUGGACUAAAACGGCAUUUAAGAUUCUGUGGAUCAGCACGAACCAAAACGGAUACAUCGCUUUCCGUUAAUGGAGCUGAAGAAACCGAUGCCCCAACAUUUGACCCUUGCUGUUUGGAUGCUCAACCUAUAAAUCUGUCGUCUUACGAUAAUGUAAAAGCUGUUCUACAGCAACCGGUGACCGUCGAGACGGCGAUUUCGCACGAACCAAUGAACUUCAGCAUGAAUAAUUCAUUUGCUGUAACUACAUCAGUAUCUGAAGAAAAUAACAACGUUAUUCAGAGCCAGAAAAUCUCAGUUACCCAAGCCCUUUUAACUUCUUCGCCUAACGAUGAGCUGCCGGCUCAGCCCACGGAAGAAGCCCACGAGGCGUUGGAGUCACCUACGGAAAAUCGCCUUCUCGGUGGCCGGCGACGCAAAUGCCCUCAAUGUCCACUUGUUCUGCCUAGCGAAAGAGCCCUGGUCGGCCAUCUCAUUACCCAUGAUAUUAGGAAGCCAUAUGAGUGCGGGACCUGUGGGAGCCGUUUUAGUCGCAAGUUUCACAUGACUCGUCACAUUAAGCAGAGAGGCUGUGAUGGAUCUCCUCGAAAUCAAUUCGAGUGCGAGUUUUGUGGUAAGCAUUUUACUCGAAAGGACAAUAUGCGAGAACAUGCCAAAAGUCACAUAGGCAUAGCAAGGCAAAGAGUUAAGCUGCCUUGCCCUGUCCCAACGUGUAAGAAAGAGUUCACAGGGAAAACACAGUUGCAGGUCCAUGUCAACUUUCACACAGGCUCCCGUCCAUAUGUUUGCACCAGAGACAACUGCGAUAAAACUUUUCGCUCUAACGCUGCCUUAAAGAAACACAUACGUAUUCAUAAUUACGAAAAGCCGUUUCAAUGCCCGCAGUGUGAUGCCCGUUUCGGAGCGAAGGACACCCUUGCUCGUCACAUGAGUAGUCACGAUUUGCAGAGGCCUAUUAAGUCCUAUAUUUGCAGUCGCUGCGGUAUGGCAUUCAUCCAACAAACCCAUUUGAAUGAUCACCAAAUUAAAGCACAUCAAUCAAGUGAAACAUUUGCAUGCACCAUGUGUGAUCGCAUUUACAAGCGGCGCUGGAGACUUCAAAAGCACUACAAGCUAAAACAUUCAACGAAUCCGAAAUCAAAUGAAGACGCGAAUGUGCAACCUGUGGAUCUACCCUUACAAAAUGCAGAAGAAAAGAAAAUCAGUUAUCCUUUUGCCUGUGACAGGUGCCCUAAAAAAUUUGAAAAGAAUCAGUCGCUGAAAGCUCAUUAUAUGACGCACAUCAAUGAAGCCCCAAUUGAGUGUACUCAUUGUUCUCGUACUUAUAUUAGGCGGGACUGUCUGUUGCGGCACCUGCGUACUAAACACCGCAUGCCUCCCGAUCAAGCAUUAGAGGCUUUAAAACAGAUGAGCCAAGAUAAACAAAAAUUCGCAGAUGGCAAGCCGCCCACAGAACAGGCAGCUGAGGUAACCGAUGUUGCUUUGAUUGACUUGACGACUGACAUUGGCAGUUGCAGCACUCAGACAGCCAGCGAACCGCAGGAUGCAACGUUUGCCAUGGUCGGGGAGCUAAUAGAUGUCAGCAUCUUAGAAGGCAACAUAAUUGAGCUACUAAGUCUACUGGUAGAUCCCGAAACGAUGCGUAGCUUUGGUUGGCCAAAUUACAGCGUAGAUAUGGUCCUUCAGUCUGUGUUGGUUAAGUGUGGCAAGGAUCCUUUCUCGCAACCUCAUCUCAGUCUAGCUCAGCGUUUGCAAGCGAAUACAAAAAAACUAUUCUCUUUCAUUGUCGAUGACCAGAAUGCACUGGAAAAUUUGUUCUCACGCCGCCCAGUUGAGCAGGUACUUCAGCAAGUUAUCGAAUUAGCUAAAUCUGGAAAAAGCAAUGAUAAUGUCGUGCAAUUUCCUCUUUAAAAGUUACCUUUAUCUCAACGUCUUUCAGUCAAAUUAUUGUUUCUUUCAGUCAAGACCAGGUUGGUCUCUUUCGUUUUUCAUUCGUUCUUUUUCAUGAUUUUCAAUUGUUAUUGCUUUUUUUUUCACACUAAGAUGAAUUGUUCAGUUUUUCGUUCUACUAAUUUCUAACCCCAUCACCUUCGCAAUCAAUACAAUUAACAAGCUAUGCCAGUU
Daphnia carinata is the source of this 3322-nucleotide messenger RNA. RefSeq names its product telomere zinc finger-associated protein-like. The record is from RefSeq and is a predicted model, not a curated record. Lineage: Eukaryota; Metazoa; Arthropoda; Branchiopoda; Diplostraca; Daphniidae. The transcript has 14 exons. The coding region runs from base 416 to 3109 and encodes 897 amino acids. Gene Ontology annotation, cellular component: nucleus. Gene Ontology annotation, biological process: regulation of transcription by RNA polymerase II. Gene Ontology annotation, molecular function: RNA polymerase II cis-regulatory region sequence-specific DNA binding; DNA-binding transcription activator activity, RNA polymerase II-specific.